This is a messenger RNA of Drosophila obscura, 3905 nucleotides long. RefSeq lists its product as uncharacterized. The record is from RefSeq and is a predicted model, not a curated record. The transcript has 11 exons. Lineage: Eukaryota; Metazoa; Arthropoda; Insecta; Diptera; Drosophilidae. The coding region runs from base 2033 to 2797 and encodes 254 amino acids.
GCAAACGGCUCCUUCAAAAAGCCGUCCAUAACACCACACUCCCGUUUAAAGGUCCUGCCGUCGAAACGGGAGUGCAAAACCAAGGCGGCUUCUGGAUUCCAUACGCCCAAACGUAGGCCAUCGCCCAAACCCUGAGAUCGCGAGGCUCAUGCUCUACCGACUGAGAUGACAGGGCUACUGUUUGAGAUCCUUCGCAUGGAACACUCCUAGCCGUGCCCCUUGUAGCGUCUCCAGUUCGUACAAGCUGUUUCGAUGCUCCGGACCACUCUGCACUUAUUAUACUUCGGGCUAACUUGGCAUUUAUGUUAUUUUUGAGGCUGCUCAACAUGAAAUUCCGCAUGUACACUUCCUGACCAGGCCUCAUGCGAGUUCCUGCGGACCUCAUCACGGAUGAUCUCCUGCUAGUCAUUCCUUGCCACAAGUGAUACUUGCGCAUCGUUCAACGCUCCAAGUCUCCGCGCCAAUUUAUAGUCCCGACCGCUGGUGAACAUAUGCUGUCCGAACAGUACGAAGUACGGUGACGUCCCGAUACUCGUAUGUAUGGCGCUCCUCGCCGCACACUGUAUCUCCGGCAGCUUCUCGUCCCAGCGCGUGUGGUCUUCGCGGACAUACGUGCGGAUUGCUGCGAGGACAGUUUGAUUCACGCGUUCUGCCGCGUUCGCCUGUGGUGCGUAAUUCCCAGAUCUCAUGAACGCCAAACUGUGCGAAGACCUCUUCAUGCAGGAAUUGGAUUACGGCCGCCGAUGUGGCUUUGGGCAAGGCCUUCAGCCAAACAAAUCGAGACAUGUGAUCAAGGACUAUCAAGAUUACUACAUUCCCCCUUCGGGUUCUAGGAUAUGGACCCAGAAAGUCGAGGUAUCGCAAUCCGCGACAUAUGCAUUCACCUGUACCGUCAUACGGGGCCAAUAGUACCAUUGCCGCAGUCGCCCCAGUGUUCUCGCAACUCUUCCGUGCAUUGCCACAUCGCUGUCGUGUGCUUGCUGGAUCAACGAUCUUGUCAGCGUCUCAGGGAUCAUAGCUUCCACUGGAACUCCUCCAAUUCCGGUCGGGCAAAUUGUGUAAUCCUCGUCCUCGAAGGCUGUAGUCUCGAACUCUAGGAAGUCGAUUGCUUCUAAGUCAAACGGACGAGACAGCAUGUCGGCGACGAUGUUGUCCUUUCCCUUCCGAUGCUCUAUCUCGAAGUUGUUUGUCUGCAGAGCUAGAGACCAUCUCGCUAGCCUACCAUCCAGCGCUUUGAAACGCAUCAGCCACCGCAGGCUCGCGUGAUCAGUGAUCACAGUGAAUGGCAUCAGCUCUAUGUACGCCCGGAACUUCUCUAUAGCUCUCACUGCCGCUAGACACUCCUUCUCUGGCACACUAUAGUUUAGUUGAGCGCCUCUCAGCUUCGCCGAAAAGAAAGCAAUGGGGUGUUCGGCUUCCUCCUCAUCCUUCUGGAAAAGAACCGCACCGAUUCCCACAUGACUUGCAUCACACUGGAUGAAGAAGUGCUUCUUAAAGUCCGGAUGAUGCAAUACCGGUGCGCUGGCAGUCUGUGAAAGGGGCUGAAAGUGCCGAAAAAUUCCGGAUGAAUCGCCGAUACCAGCCCGCCGUACCCAAAAAUCUCCUGACUUGCCUCACGUUCUUCGGCAUCGGUAUCUGUACGAUCGCUUGCACCUUCUCUGGGUCGGUCCUCAGUGCGCCAUCGCCCACGAUGUACCCCAGGUAUUUCAGGUACUUGUAGCAGAACUUUGACUUUUUCUUCCCUAUUGUCAGGUUUGCCGUCUCCAGGCACUUUGCGACUUCCUCUAGUAGCUUCACGUGCUCCUCAAACGUUCGGGAAAUCACCAACAGGUCGUCCAAAUACACAAACACGUGGCUUCGGAGUCGCUGCGGGAUAACCCGGUCCAUCAACCGACACAACCGCUGGGCUGCGUUACACAAACCGAACGGCAUUGACUUAAACUGAUAGAGUGGUCUCCCUGGAACCGUAAACGCCGUAUACGUCCUACUCUCCGGCUCCAGCUCUAUCUGCCAAAACGCAUGCUUCAGGUCGAUGCUACUCCACACGACUCAGGAUCGACUCGAUACUCUGAAGCGGGCUUACGGGCCAGAGUCACCCGAUUGCUCCACGGGCUUUCGCUCAGCUCGAUUACUCCAAGACGCAACAUUUCGUCGACUUCCGCAAACAACAGCUCCUGUACCGCCGGAGAUACUGGGCCUACUAUCUGCGGAGCCAAUCCAAACUUUCGCCAGAAAUCGACCCCAAGAUACAGUGAUUGCUUCAAUGACGGACACAAGAAUAAUUCCAUCGGGUGCUUCUGGCCUUUGUAUGCCAUCACUACCAUCACACGGCCUAGGAUCUGAUGAGGUGUACCGCCCGCACAGGCUCACUGAUGCCCCCGUAUCGAGCAGUCCCAUCAGCGUCUUCGGGCCCAGACUCACGUGCGCAAACGGCCUGUCGUCCCGGUUUACUGCAGAACGGAUUGCUGUGCAUAUGCCACGUCGUUUCCUCUGGCGUAUCCGGAAUCGGUCCCGAGCUCCUGUGCUCUGGCCGACCUCGUUAGGCUUAUUUCCGCCACCUGGUCCCCCAGUAUUCUUUUCCGGGUCUGCUCGUAUCGAUGCUGCCUUUCUGCUAACGGCUUACGCUCCGACCAUCUUUCCCCAGGCUAAACUAACUGGGCGAGACGAGAGACAACUGCAACUCACGGUUACAGCAGACCACAGCGGUUCCCCCGAGUCGGACAACGAUGCUGAUGCCCUCUCGGCAUCGCACGGACCACAACCCGACAGACCCACGAUGUCUUCCUUUUUUUUCUGAUCAGCUCCGUGGAUUCCUCGAGUCGAACAACGCUGCAAACGCCCCUAAGGCACUGCACGGACCACAACUCGCGAAGUCCACUCGCCGUUUCCUCUCUCCUACUUCCCUCAACGGCUACUAUGGCUCGGGUGUAUUCCCGGCUCACGGACCAGCUGAGUUUCUCUAAUCCAAGGCUCGAUCUCAAACUGGGUGUCUUAAACCCCUCGUUCCAAAACCGAUACCUUCCGUUUUAAAAUUGGGCGCCAUUUGUUAUAAUCCGCCUUUUUGCCGCCCUGGUGUUGCACUCCCGUUUCGACGGCAGGACCUUUAAACGGGAGUGUGGUGUUAUGGACGGCUUUUUGAAGGAGCCGUUUGCCGACAGGGCUGGAGAAGGAGAGGAGACAGCGGCCUCUGUUGUGGAUCCUGGGAGGCUGUAACAGGGUUGCAAGGAGGGAGCAAGGUGGCAAGGCUAACACAUAUAUCAUAUCCACGUUUUUCCAAAUACACAAGUAGUUACACAAAACAAGAAAAAAGACAAAACAAAAAAGGAGAAAAAAUAAAUAAAAACAGCAAUAGAAUAAAUUAGAUUUUCGUUAAAAAAAAAAAAGAAAAAAAUUGUAAACGGAGACUAUUCCCUCCCCCUAACGACACACCCCUCCCCUAUUUAUUUAUUGCACUAACAAGAGCUCUUUUUAGUUUAAGAUCGUUUAUUUACAUUAAUUUUCAGCUGAUCCAUGUUAAUUUGUUGUCGAUGAAAUGGGGCUGCCAACUGGGGCGGAAUAGAUUUCGUAUUUUCUUUUACUAGUAUUUUUGGUUUGUCAGUAUUUUUAGUUUUUUCUGUUGUUUAUAAGUUCAAAUUAAAAAAAGAAGGAAUUAAUGUUUAAUAUUAGGCAGGAUUAAUGAAAUAAUAUAAACUAUGCAUUGAAAAAAAAAAUGAGUGAGUAGAUACCUGUAGUUGGGUGAGACGAGAGCGGGGAAGAGGGCGAAACCAAGAUUAAAAAAAAAUGGGAGCGCAGAUUUCGAAAACGCUCAUGGAAGGGAGGGCCUCGCUAAGGGUAAGAAUACCGGCUGCCCCCGCUAAAGAGAGUGCCGACGAAGACGAGACCAGAAGAAUGUUUGAUUUGUGUUU